Molecule: messenger RNA, 808 nt
Organism: Phodopus roborovskii (desert hamster)
Lineage: Eukaryota; Metazoa; Chordata; Mammalia; Rodentia; Cricetidae
Gene: Rpl15
Product: ribosomal protein L15
Exons: 4
Coding region: 142-756 (204 amino acids)
Biological process (GO): cytoplasmic translation
Cellular component (GO): ribosome; cytosolic large ribosomal subunit
Molecular function (GO): structural constituent of ribosome; RNA binding
Source: RefSeq, a predicted model, not a curated record
AACUACAAGCCCCAUGAGGCACUGUGCGGCCACCCCGCCCCACCGGAAGGAGAGCCCCCGAGGUGGGGGAGGAGCCACAAAAGGGAUUGUGGGAGAAAGGCUUCUUCCUUUCCUCUGGCGGCAGCCAUCAGGUGAGCCAAGAUGGGCGCAUACAAGUACAUCCAGGAGCUAUGGAGGAAGAAGCAGUCCGACGUGAUGCGCUUUCUGCUGAGGGUCCGGUGCUGGCAAUACCGCCAGCUCUCUGCGCUGCACAGGGCUCCCCGCCCCACCCGGCCCGAUAAAGCGCGAAGGCUGGGGUACAAGGCCAAGCAAGGUUAUGUCAUAUAUAGGAUUCGUGUCCGCCGUGGUGGCCGCAAACGCCCAGUUCCUAAGGGUGCAACUUACGGCAAGCCUGUCCAUCAUGGUGUUAACCAGCUAAAGUUUGCCCGAAGCCUUCAGUCUGUUGCUGAGGAGAGAGCUGGCCGUCAUUGUGGAGCUUUGAGAGUCCUCAAUUCUUACUGGGUUGGUGAAGAUUCCACGUAUAAGUUUUUUGAGGUUAUCCUCAUUGAUCCAUUCCAUAAAGCUAUCAGAAGGAACCCUGACACCCAGUGGAUCACCAAACCAGUCCACAAGCACAGAGAGAUGCGUGGGCUGACAUCUGCUGGCCGCAAGAGCCGUGGCCUUGGAAAGGGCCACAAGUUCCACCACACUAUUGGCGGCUCUCGUCGUGCAGCCUGGAGAAGGCGCAACACUCUGCAGCUCCACCGUUACCGCUAAUAUACUCAAUGUUUGUAAAAUUUCAUAUCCAAUAAACAAUUUAGGACCGUCA